AGUCUGAGAACUGAGACAAGACAUCGACAUGUCAUUCGCAGGAGAGCUCGACCUGGCGAAGUUUGUUUUUUUCAAAAGCUUACCUAGCUCCAUCGGGUCGUCAUCAGACCUCAGGAACAGGAAGCUAGAUUUUAAAAAGUACAAAGAUACUGUGCACCGACCAUGGAUCGUCUGUCUUUCGGCCGUCCUUUACUCUCGACGACAUCCUUCAUUUCGGCGUCAGAAUGCUGCUCCAAUCCACCACCGUCCUAGCGUUUCUGACGGCUCUGGCAGCCUCAUCGCCAUACGCCCCCAAUGUUCGGCACCGUCGGCAAUCCUCCAACUCAUCCUCUUCUACUAAUUCUACUCUGAUCACAGAUCUGAGUAUCAUCCAGUCGUAUUGGGGUCAGAUCACACCUUAUGCCGAUAAUGCAGAGAACUAUUUUGGUGUGAAUGCCACAGGGCUACCAAACGGAUGCCAGGUCGAACAGGCGCAUCUGCUUCAACGUCAUGGUGCUCGUUUCCCAACCAGCAGCUUCGAUGACGGAGUCAACGACGAAAACUUCGCCGCCAAAGUCUACAAUUUUAGCAAGACCGUCAAUUCCUCCGCCCAGUUCACAGGACCACUCACCUUCUUGAACACCUACCAGUAUCAGAUGGGAGAGAGCUAUCUGGUCGGAAAAGGUGCGUCGCAAUUGUUCCAAGCCGGAGUUACAUUCUGGGAACGAUAUGGUCGCACUUUGUACAAUGCCACUCCCGGACAAGUGGCGUACAACGCAACCUACUCGAAUGGCACCGCCAGACCCAAGCCUGUGCUGCGAACCACCAGCCAGUCGCGAAUGGAGAACACUGAAAUCAAUUGGGCUCUUGGGUUCUUUGGUCCAUCGUUCUUGACUACACCAAACCCUACCUUGGCGAACGCGACCAGCCCUUUCAACGUGGUUAUCAUCCCAGAAGGUGGCACCGAAAACAACACCCUUGCCUCGUAUGACAGCUGCUUGAACGAUAACAACGACCCCGAAGGCUAUCUGGGAGAUCAUGACUUGCUCUCCGAGUAUGUGCCACUUUACCUUGCUAGUGCUACCCAGCGGAUGGCUCAAUACGUGCCUUCGGGAUUCAACUGGACCGUCAAUGACACAUAUGCUAUGCAGAGCAUCUGUGCGUACGAGUACAACUUCCUAGGACGUUCGGACUUCUGCACUCUGUUCACUGAGGAGGAGUGGCAAGGCUUCGAAAACACACUCGACAUCGAAUACUACUACGACUACUCAUACGGCAACCCAACUGGUCGAGCUCAAGGUAUCGGCUAUCUUCAAGAACUGCUGGCAAGGCUGCAAAACGAAUAUAUCACUGUCUCCAACUCCAGCGUCAACAGCAGUUUGACCAAUAACUCGGCAGACUUCCCGCUCAAUCAGCCAUUCUACGCCGACCUCACACACGACGACAUCAUCAUCUCUGUCCUGACUGCUGCUUCUCUCGACUAUCUCCGAGACCCACCCAGCUUGACUCAAUACCCACCGGAUCCCAAACGCCACUUCAUCCUCUCACACUUGACACCAUUUGCCGGUCGUCUGGUCACGGAAGUGAUUGGGUGCGGCUCUUCCAGCCCGCCUGUGCAGAGCUCGAGCCGCACGCUGUACUAUCCUGGGCAAUACGGCUACAAGGCUAGCAAUGCCACUUACAAGUUCAUCCGUAUGCGAUUGAACAACGGUAUUUUACCCUUGUCGACCAUCCGUGGAGGAUACUGUGGUAGCCGAGCUGAUGGCAUGUGCCCGCUGAGUGCGUUCAUUGAGAGUCAGCAAUCGGCUUAUGCCCAGAGCAACUACGACUAUGUUUGCUUCGCCAACUACACCGUGUCCUUCCCUAACAACGGCACUGACUACGAUGGCACCCUCUUCAGUGGCUCUGCUGCACGUCGAUUCUAAUCGACUCGACUUUCCGAUUGAUCCUCGGUCAUGAAGAACCACAUGUAUAUAGCAGGGGCUCGACAGUGUCAGCACACUCGUCACAAGCAUAGAAAAUGGUAAUGAUAAUUAAGAGUGCCUCCCAACUA
Molecule: messenger RNA, 2032 nt
Organism: Exophiala viscosa
Lineage: Eukaryota; Fungi; Ascomycota; Eurotiomycetes; Chaetothyriales; Herpotrichiellaceae
Product: 3-phytase
Exons: 2
Coding region: 225-1904 (559 amino acids)
Molecular function (GO): acid phosphatase activity
Source: RefSeq, a predicted model, not a curated record